This is a messenger RNA of Lasiodiplodia theobromae, 1140 nucleotides long. Its product is annotated as O-methyltransferase. The record is from RefSeq and is a predicted model, not a curated record. NCBI's taxonomy places the organism in Eukaryota, Fungi, Ascomycota, Dothideomycetes, Botryosphaeriales, Botryosphaeriaceae. The transcript is spliced from 4 exons. The coding region runs from base 1 to 1140 and encodes 379 amino acids. Gene Ontology annotation, molecular function: O-methyltransferase activity.
AUGCCCACUGACGUUGACGCUAUUUUGAAGCUGAGCCGGCAGAUAGCCACUCUCUCAAAAGAGUUUGAGGAUGGCAAGACACCGCAAAAACCAGUCCAAGAUGCUUUAAUUGCGCACAAUGCGGCUGUUCGCAGCGUCCUUUCCAUGGGAGUUCUCGAUGAAGUCCCUCUUGACGGCAGUGCAAUCAGCGCAGAAGACCUGGCUUCGCGCUUGAACAUCAACCCAGAACUUGUCGACCGCGUUCUCCGAGCUUGCGCCAGCACGCAUUUCUUCACCUCUCCCAAGACGAGCACCUACGCCCAUAGCGCUCUGUCCCGCGUGUAUCUCUCCCCCGACAACCGCGCACUCUCGGCACAGAUGUACGAUUUCACCGGCCAAGGUGUCCUGGCCAUACCCGCUUUUGGCGAGUCCAACGGCUGGAAAACCGCUGGCGACUACUACCACGGCCCCUUUCAGCUGGCCCUCAGCACCGACCUCGGGUACUGGGAGUACCUUGCCGCCCAUCCUGAGCGCAUGAAGUCGUUUAACACGGGAAUGAGAGUUGGCAAGAUCGGCCGCCGCGCGAACGCAUUUCCAUUCGGCGACGUCCUGGAGCUGGAUCCGUGCAAGGAAGACGAAGUUGCCAUUGUGGACGUUGGCGGCGGGAGGGGCCAGUCUCUGGAGACGAUCCGCGAAGAUUGGCCGCUGCUGAAGGGGCGCUUCGUGUUGCAGGAUCUACCCGGCGUGAUCAAGGAUGCCGAGGCGAAGGGCGUGCCCGAGUUCAUCGAGACGUGUCCGUUGUCGUUCUUCGAUAAGCAACCGGUCUCAGGUGCCCGAAUCUAUUACUUCCGGCGUAUAUUCCACUGUUGGACCAAUGAGAAGUCCCGUCAGAUUCUCGUGAACACGAAGGAGGCCAUGAAUGAGUACUCCCGGGUCCUGAUUGCUGACAUGGUUCUGCCGGAUAUCAACUGCCCGAGGGACUUGGCAAUGCAAGACUUGAACAUGAUGAGCUUGGGCGGUAUGGAGCGUUCGGAGUCGGACUGGAGGCGGCUGCUUGAGUCGGCGGGUCUGUCUAUGCGGAAGGUCUGGCUCAAUGAAGACGGUCCGAAGCAUGCUGUCGUAGAGGCUGUUUUGCCUGGAUUCAAGGGUCAUCACCUUUGA